Cyclopterus lumpus (lumpfish) is the source of this 1110-nucleotide messenger RNA. RefSeq names its product olfactory receptor class A-like protein 4. The transcript is spliced from 2 exons. The record is from RefSeq and is a predicted model, not a curated record. Gene Ontology annotation, cellular component: membrane. The coding region runs from base 1 to 1110 and encodes 369 amino acids. Gene Ontology annotation, biological process: G protein-coupled receptor signaling pathway. Gene Ontology annotation, molecular function: G protein-coupled receptor activity. NCBI's taxonomy places the organism in Eukaryota, Metazoa, Chordata, Actinopteri, Perciformes, Cyclopteridae.
AUGUCAGAGGUCCUCACUGUAGACGCAAUUUUGUUUGGGCUCUUGGUCUUUUCUGGCAUCCUGGGAAACAUCUUGGUCAUCCAUGUGGUGUUUCAGUCAGCCGCUGAGAGUCCAUCUCGGAGACUCCCUCCCUCUGACACUAUUUUGGUGCACCUGUCACUGGCCAACCUGUUGACCUCACUUUUCCGCACAGUGCCCAUCUUUGUGUCCGACCUGGGCUUGGAUGUGUCUCUGUCUCCGGGCUGGUGCCGAAUCUUCAUGCUGCUGUGGGUGUGGUGGCGAUCUGUGGGCUGUUGGGUGACCCUAGCACUGAGCCUCUUCCACUGCACCACCUUGAGGCGACAUCACAUGGGCUCUGGACUUCUCGCGCAGCAGAGGGAGAGACGGCGUGUUUGGAUUGCUCUGGGGUUGGUGUGGGGGGGAAACCUGGUCUUCUCAAUUCCAGCUCUUAUAUAUAGCACUCAUGUUCAUGGCAACUUCACUGUGGAGCUGAUGGUGAUCAGCUGCACCACCAGGCCCCUCCUGGGCUGUGUCUGGGAGUUCCCCUCCACCCAACAGGGCUCAGCCUUUGCCUCCUCCUCGCUAGCACUUAAUGAGGUGUUGCCACUGGUGCUGAUGGUUUUCACUAACCUGGCUACACUUCAUGCUUUGGCUAAACACAUCCGAGCUGUUACCUCAGCAGUAGAGUCAGGAGAAAGCCACACGGAGCUGGACAAACACGUGUCCACUGAACGCAAAGCAGCUCAUGUAAUCAUGUCGCUGGUGUCGCUGUUUGUGGUCUGCUGGGUGCUACAGGUCGCUGCGGUGACGUACUUCAACCAUGAUGGGGGGCACCACGCUGAAGGGCUGCUGACGGUGGCCCACUUCUCUGCCUCGCUGUUUGUAGGAUUCAGUCCCAUGGUGGUCGCCCUGGGACACGGUAAGCUGAGGAAGAGAAUCAUGAGUAUGAUCCUGAUAUGGUCUAAAGUUACUAAAUGCCACAAGGAGGACACUGUAGAUGGGGUUAAAUCCCCAAAGACUAAAAGAAAGAGGGGAAAACAAACUGUUUUUAUUGUUCACAAAGAGAGUACGGCCAUACAAGUGAAGAAGAAAGUUCAAGCAGACAAGUGA